AUGUAUUCCCUUAAUUAUUCUCAUAAACGAAGUCCUCAAGAUCUCCACUAUCGUCUUCAAGAUCCGUCAUUCAUGGCAACGAAAGGGAAUCCAGGAGACAAUAGAACACGAAGAUCCUUUUCAAUAUUCAUAGUCGUGGGUCUCUGUUGCUUCUUCUAUCUACUUGGAGCAUGGCAAAAGAGCGGAUUUGGUAAAGGAGACAGCAUAGCACAAGAAGUAACAAAAACAGCAGAUUGCAGUGUUCUUUCAAAUCUAAACAUUGAAACACACCAUGGAGAUGGAAUCAAAAACCUCCAUGAUCUACAACAAACCAAGGUUUUCCAACCAUGUGCUGAUCGAUUCAUUGACUACACACCCUGCCAUGAUCAAAUGCGAGCCAUGACUUUCCCUAGAGACUUCAUGAACUACAGGGAAAGACAUUGUCCUCCUGAAAAUGAGAAGCUUCAUUGUCUGAUUCCAGCUCCUAAAGGGUAUGUGACUCCAUUCCCAUGGCCUAAAAGCAGGGAUUUUGUCCCUUUUGCUAAUGCACCUUACAAGAGCUUGACAGUUGAAAAGGCGAUUCAGAAUUGGAUUCAAUAUGAAGGUGAUGUGUUUAGAUUCCCAGGUGGAGGGACUCAGUUUCCUCAUGGAGCAGAUGCUUAUAUUGAUCAAUUGGCAUCUGUGAUUCCAAUUGGAAAUGGAAUGGUUAGAACUGCAUUGGACACUGGUUGUGGUGUUGCAAGUUGGGGUGCAUACUUAUUCAAAAGAAAUGUUAUAGCCAUGUCUUUUGCUCCAAGAGAUUCACAUGAAGCACAAGUCCAAUUUGCCCUUGAAAGAGGUGUCCCUGCAAUUAUUGGUGUUCUUGGAACUAUAAAACUUCCAUACCCUUCAAGGUCUUUUGACAUGGCUCAUUGUUCUAGGUGCUUGAUUCCAUGGGGUGGAAAUGAUGGGAAGUACAUGAUGGAAGUUGACCGGGUAUUGAGACCGGGUGGGUAUUGGGUUCUUUCUGGGCCUCCGAUUAAUUGGAAAGUUAAUUUCAAGUCAUGGCAAAGACCAAAAGAAGAAUUGGAAAAGGAACAAAGGAAUAUUGAGGAAAUGGCUAAACUUCUUUGUUGGGAGAAGAAAUAUGAGAAAGGUGAAACUGCAAUUUGGAGGAAAAGAGUCAAUCAAGGAUAUUGUCAAGAACGAGACUCUCGUGUUACUCUGUGUCAAUCCACAAAUCCCGAUGAUGUUUGGUACAAGGAAAUGGAAGCUUGUGUGACUCCUUAUGUGGAAACAAACAACACAGAUGAAGUUUCUGGCGGCGAAUUGAAACCAUUUCCAGAACGACUUAAUGACAUCCCUCCAAGAAUCAGUAGUGGCUCCAUUGAUGGAGUCUCCAUUGAGUCAUUCCAAGAAGACAAGAAAUUGUGGCAAAAACAUCUUAAUGCUUACAAGAGAGUGAAUAAGAUUAUUGACUCGGGGCGAUAUCGUAAUAUCAUGGAUAUGAAUGCUGGGUUUGGAAGCUUUGCAGCUGCUCUUGAGUCUCCAAAGUCUUGGGUGAUGAAUGUGAUGCCGACUGUUGCUAAAAGGGAUACUCUUGGUGUGGUUUUUGAACGUGGAUUGAUUGGAAUCUAUCAUGACUGGUGUGAAGCCUUCUCAACAUACCCAAGAACAUACGACCUUAUCCAUGCAAAUGGUCUAUUCACAUUGUACAAAGACAAGUGUAGUUAUGAGGACAUUCUUUUGGAAAUGGAUAGAAUUUUAAGGCCAGAAGGAACUGUUAUAAUACGUGACAAUGAAAGAGAAGUGAUGAAGGUGAAAAGAAUUGUUUCUGGAAUGAGGUGGGAUACAAAAAUGGUGGAUCAUGAAGAUGGACCUCUUGUCCCUGAAAAGAUAUUGUUUGUAGUCAAACAAUAUUGGGUUGCUGGUCAAAAUUUGACUUCUUGGAGAUGAUGAAAGAUUGAUUAAGUUGGCUUGUUUUGAUCUUUGAUUAGAUGUAACAAGAUGUUGAAUUUUAGUUUGAGAUUUAGAGGUGAGCUUAGUGUAAAAUUAAGAGUGGCCUUGUGUAUUUUAAUUUUAAUUUUUUUUUUUUUUUUUUUUUUG
Messenger RNA from Lactuca saligna, 2064 nucleotides. The record is from the annotation of a GenBank genome assembly. Lineage: Eukaryota; Viridiplantae; Streptophyta; Magnoliopsida; Asterales; Asteraceae.